Messenger RNA from Exophiala mesophila, 843 nucleotides. RefSeq lists its product as uncharacterized. The record is from RefSeq and is a predicted model, not a curated record. Gene Ontology annotation, molecular function: protein binding. The transcript is spliced from 4 exons. Bases 1 to 843 code for a protein of 280 amino acids. Lineage: Eukaryota; Fungi; Ascomycota; Eurotiomycetes; Chaetothyriales; Herpotrichiellaceae.
AUGUUCAGUACCAGCAGAAACCAUCGUCCAUCCGACAGCUUCUCAUCUCGCUAUGGCGCUGGCAAGUCCAGAAAACCGCCAUCUUCAUAUCGAGAGCACUCUAUCUCUCGUGGCCUGCGUCGAUCUGACUCUGCCGAGUCAACCAGACGAGGAGAUCAUUCAACCACAGGUCCUCCUGUGAGCGACUCCCUCACCUCUCCCAUUGUCACCAUCUGCGUUGGUCACGAGCAACGACUCUUUGCCGGCCAUCAAGAUAUCAUAACUCGAUCCCCAUUCUUUGAAGCUGCAUGCCGAGAGCAGUUCUUCCAGGGCAACACACGAAGAAUCACCCUACCCGACGAACAUCCAGAAGUUCUCUCUGCGGUUCUCGAGUAUCUAUACAAGGGAGACUAUUAUCCCAAGCUGCUUCACAAUAAAAGGAGGGACAUCUGGGAGAUUGAAGACGAAGGGAAAGAUCCAAAAAGUACCAUCUACCACCAUGCCACUAAACAGACUGUCUUGAAGGAUACCUUCAUCUACUGCUCCGCCCAACGCUACGGCCUCGAAGAACUCCAACGUCUAGCCCUCCGCAAACAAGGCUUGCGACACGGCAUGCAGAUCUCAACCAUUCUUGCUUCUGCUCGCUGGGCAUAUCAGAAUACCCCGGACACGGAUUCCAAACUUCGAGCCCAAUAUCUCACCCUCAUAAUCCGUUCUCGCAACAAUUUUAAGAAGAGCGGGACCAUGAAACUCGAAAUGGAGCAAGGAGGAACUAUGUUCUUUGACCUGUUUGUGGCCAUGUGCAACCAUAUUGACGAUCUACGAACUGUUCGAUCACCAUUCACCUCACCAUUCACCCGCUAG